AGACCCAGCAAUCAGUAUUUUCCAGUUCAGUAUUGUCAAAACUUCUAAUACUAUUUCUGGCUUAACAUGUACAAAAUUGUGAUUCCCCAUAGCUAACCGCUUUCGGUGGUGAUAAAAGGGUUAAAAUCCUAGUGUGUUUCGAGGAUGUUCUGCGCAGAGAGCUGUGAGCAUGGCUGCAAUGGCUGCAAUGCAACAUCCUCGGGAAAUGUGAUCGCCCCUGGAAAUGGAUCGGCACAGGCACAGUCGGUCACAGUCACUCCGCAGCAGCAGUUCAACAUGUGCUAUGCUCCACUGCGAUGCAGUUCGACCAACGAUUUGGGCAGCAAGUCCGAGGUGGAGCCACCGCGGGUGGGAAUGUGCCUGGUCACCGAAUGCCCGGAGGGUCUGAGCAUUGACUGCAACGUGCCCCUGCCCAGCUCCUUUAAUUUGGAUGAGUACAAUAAACCGAUGAUCUGCUCCUGCUGUUCACAGUGCAAUGGGGGAUGCUUGGAUACCUACCGCUCGGCACAAGCGGUGACGACCUGUCCAAAUCCCAUUACCAAUUCCAAUCCAAAUCCCAUCCAGACGCCGCCUGCUAGCAGUUUUCAGUGCCAGUGCAGUCCUUUCGCAGGAGCUUGCCCUGGCCACGAUGCGCAGUCCGCUCCCAAGGCUCAAGUAUGUCCUUUGCCGAAACCACCAGGGACUAAUCGACCGGAACAAGGAAUGGCAAUGGCUCAAACGAUUUCAGCACCUGCUGCAAUGCCGCAGAUCUUCUGCCUUACAGGACCCACUUCGGAAGGCAGCAUCCACCAGCCGGAUCAGCAGCCCGUUUACUUUUGCAGCCUGAUGCCAGUGGUGGUUCCGAUGGCUCCAUCGCAGCAGCCGCCGCAGCAGCAGCUGAUGACGAGUCCUGCCCAGGACUCGCAGUUGCCGCCGCAGCAGCUGGUGCGGUACGACCUGCCCUAUUCCCAGUCCAGAUCCUGUUGCGAGUUCCAGCUUCAGACGCCCCUUUCCUUCCAGCUCUUUGCGCCCAUGGUUAGGUUUUGCGAACCGCCAAAUCCAAGUCCUGUGAAGGGGGCGCAUCUACCCGGUUCACUGGCAACUCCAUCGCCACCAGUAGCAACAUCUUCCUCCUCCGUCAGAUUGCCAAGAGCCCGUUCGGUCAGCCCGAAACGUAGCCGAUCCUGCCUCCGGAGUAAGGAUCUGUGGGCCAGUGGUGGCCCCACCGUCAGCGCCGCCCCCAGCCACGCCCCCUACCCCUCGCCCGCCCAGCAUGGAGCGGGGAAUGUGUGCAUGAAGUGCGGCAACUGCUGGCACUGCCCGCGCUGCAACUGCUCAAACUGCUUCUGGCAUCCGGGUUUGGGGAGAGCGCCCCCCAGAGACACUAGAUAGGAACAACAUAUAGGUUAUUUAUGGGUACGAAUUAUAUUUUCAGUCCAAUUUUAUUAAAACUAUAUGAACUAGUUGCUUUAAUUCCAA
Molecule: messenger RNA, 1458 nt
Organism: Drosophila gunungcola (fruit fly)
Lineage: Eukaryota; Metazoa; Arthropoda; Insecta; Diptera; Drosophilidae
Source: RefSeq, a predicted model, not a curated record